Molecule: messenger RNA, 4538 nt
Organism: Amblyraja radiata (thorny skate)
Lineage: Eukaryota; Metazoa; Chordata; Chondrichthyes; Rajiformes; Rajidae
Gene: inpp5f
Product: inositol polyphosphate-5-phosphatase F
Exons: 19
Coding region: 159-3482 (1107 amino acids)
Biological process (GO): phosphatidylinositol dephosphorylation; regulation of endocytic recycling
Cellular component (GO): early endosome; clathrin-coated endocytic vesicle
Molecular function (GO): phosphatidylinositol-4-phosphate phosphatase activity
Source: RefSeq, a predicted model, not a curated record
GGGUCACGUGGGCCGUGGCUGCAGGAAGCCAGCGAGUGAGCGGCGAGAGGGGAGGGGAGGGGAGGCAGCGCCGGCGGAACAGGGCGCUGCUGCUGCUGCUGCUCCUGCUCCUCACUCACUCACUCCGUCCCAACAUGUGUCACCGCCGCUGAUCGGACAUGGAGCUCUUCCAAGCCAAGGACCACUACAUCUUGCAGAGCGGCGAGAAGGCGCUCUGGUGCAGCCGAAAGGAUGGCUCGUUACAAGUUCGCCCCGCCACUGAUUUGCUGCUGGCCUGGAACCCUAUUUGCUUAGGUCUGGUGGAGGGAGUGAUUGGGAAGAUUCAGCUUCAUACAGAUUUUGCAUGGCGGCUCCUUCUAAUUCGCCAGAAAGCACUGGUUGGAAAGCUUCCAGAGGACCAUGAAGUUUACAAAAUAACCAAGAUAGCAGUGAUCCCACUUUCAGAAGCAGAACCUCAGGAUUUGGAAUUGGAGCUCUGCAAGAAACAUCAUUUUGGUAUAAACAAAACUGAGAAGAUUACCCAGUCUCCAGAUGACUCCAAGUUUUUGCUCAAGACAUUUAGUCAAAUCAAGUGUAAUGUGGCUGUUCCAACCAAGAAAAAGGCUAAAGAAAACAAAGAAAAGGAGCGCCUGGAACGAAGGUUAUUGGAUGAGCUUAUCAAGAUGUUUAUGGAUUCUGAUUCAUUUUAUUACAGCCAGAGUUAUGAUCUUACAAAUUCGAUACAGAGACAGAGUUCUUCAGAGACGAACAAAGCAUCAUUGUGGCGAAGGGUUGACGAUAGAUUUUUCUGGAACAAAUACAUGAUGGAUGAUCUGAUCCAGUUAAAUGAUCCUAAAGCAGAUUUCUGGAUUGUUCCAAUAAUCCAAGGUUUUGUGCAGAUUGAAGAACUGGUUGUCAAUUACAGUGAAUCCUCGGAUGAUGAAAAGAGCAGUCCUGAGACUCCGUCACAGGAGCAAUGUGUGGAUGAUGUCUAUCCAAGGUUUAUAGUGGCAAUUAUUUCGAGGAGGAGUCGGCACAGAGCAGGAAUGCGCUAUAAACGCCGGGGUGUGGAUGAGAAUGGAAACGUGGCAAACUAUGUGGAGACGGAGCAGCUAAUCCACGUCCACAGUCACACGCUGUCAUUUGUCCUUGCCCGUGGAUCAGUGCCUGUGUUUUGGAGUCAGAUUGGCUAUCGGUAUAAUCCUCGUCCACGACUAGACAAACCUGAGGAGGAGACGGUCAGCAAGUUUGCAGCACACUUUGAGGAGCAACUGCAGAUCUAUAAGAAGCAGGUUAUUGUCAGCCUGGUAGAUCAGACUGGAAGGGAGAAAAUAAUUGGAGAUGCUUUUCUUCGACAUGUUCUGCUCUACAACAACUCAAACCUCACCUAUGUGACUUUUGAUUUCCAUGAACACUGUCGAGGAAUGAAGUUUGAAAACUUGCAGACCCUCACAGAUGCCAUCUCUGACAUCAUCACAGACAUGAAGUGGGACUGGGUUGACCAAGCUGGAGAGAUUUGCAAGCAAGAAGGAAUCUUCAGGGUGAACUGUAUGGACUGUUUGGAUCGGACGAAUGUGGUUCAAGCUGCAAUUGCUCGAGUGGUCAUGGAACAGCAGCUGAAGAAACUGGGAGUGAUGCCGCCUGAGCAGCCGCUGCCUCCAAAGUGCUAUCGGAUUUAUCAGAUCAUGUGGGCUAACAAUGGAGAUGUCAUUAGCAGGCAGUACGCUGGGACAGCUGCUUUAAAGGGUGACUUCACAAGAACUGGAGAACGAAAGCUUGCAGGAAUGAUGAAAGAUGGUUAUAAUUCUGCCAAUCGGUAUUACCUCAAUCGGUUCCGUGAUGCAUACAGACAGGCGGUCAUAGAUCCAAUGCAGGGCAUCCCAGUGACUGAAGAUCUCUACUCCAUCUUCAGCAAGGAGAAAGAACAUGAAGCCUUACACAAACGGAAUCGGAGGAGCCACCAAGAGCAGAUCAGCUUCCUCUUGCAAAAUUACAUGAAACUAUUGUUACCAGACAAUGAGAAAUUCCACGGGGGCUGGUCUCUGAUAGAUUGCGAUCCAAGCUAUGAUGAUGAAGUUGAAAAAGUGAACCAGUAUCAGAGACUCAACUUGGAGGAUUUGGAGAGGAUUGAAAUCGGACCAGAGCCCACUUUAUUUGGGAAGCCCAAGUUUAAUUGUAUGAGACUCCAUUACAAGCACAACGGAAUUAGCGGGUACUUCCACACAUUGAGAGCUGUGACUCGAAACCCUGAAGAAGAUGGAAAAGACACCCUACAGUGCAUUGCAGAAAUGUUGCAGCUUACAAAGCAGGGCCUUGGAAUAGAUGUGCCAAUUCUGGAGAAGAAGUUGGAGAGGAAGCGCAGUAAGCCACAUGAAGACAUCCUUGGGAUUCAUUCCAAAAGUCGAGUAACAAGCAAUACAAGCUUAACCCAAGGCAAGAACUUUCUUAUCAACAAGUUUUCUUCCUUUAACCAGAAAGUCAAACAAACCAAAUCCAAUGUGACCAUUGGAAAUUUGCGGAAACUGGGCAACUUUUCAAAACCGGACGUCAAGGUUAAUUUCUUAAAACCAAAUCUACGGGUGAACCUGUGGAAAUCGGACAGUAGUCUGGGGAGCUUGGAUUCCCCUGUGGCUGUCAAAGAGGAAACUGAUUCGGAUCUUGAGAUCUCUUCUGAUACGGACUCUUAUGAAUCUGAUGGCUAUCUCUCCAAUUCCAAAUCAGAUGAAGAAUGCCAGCUCUCGGACGCUGAAGAUGUCGGACAGUGCGACUACGUGCUUCCCAGCUGCGGCAUUGUCGCCACUGGACCUCGUUCACGGUUAAGCAGCCGAUCACAUUCGAUCGGCAGCACAGAUUUUAAUAUUCCACACAAUACUUCAGAAAUCCACUUAACUCAGAAUAAUCCUGAACACCAGGGUGAAGUUCUGAUAAAUGCACUGCCUUCUGAUGCAGCGCCAACUGCUGACGAGGAUGUCCUUGUUGAUUUCAACACUCCCAUUGACGCCUAUUGUCACCAGUUUUUAGAAGAUGCACAGAAUAAAUCUCUGGACGUUAGUGUUGCAGAUCUGGAUUUCCAUCAGAAGCAGCAAGAACAAAGCAACAGUGGCUCUGGAGUAACAUCCAACGUUAAGGCAGAAGAAACUGAGAUGCAUUUACCAAGACCCUCCAAGCUGGACGUAUCCUCGGCUAGCUCUCGCCUACCCCUCCUUUCAGUGGAACCUCCGGACAAUCCAGCCUGUGUGUCCAAUCCAUCUGAAGAGGAGGCUGGGUGUACAGCGUCUUCUCCUUCCCAACCAGAAGAUGCAGGCAGCAGUGCUGUUUCACCAUUCGCUAAGAUCCGAAGUUCAAUGGUCCAGGUAGCAAGCAUGACCCAGGCAGGACUAAUCCAGGGGGUAAACUUUGCUGUGGCAAAGGUCCAGCGAACCCCUGAAAAUGUAACGGAGAGUCAGCACCCCCAGUUGAAGGAGAUGUUUUCUCAGUGCCAGACAAGGAUAAUCCAGAUUUAGCCACUGGUGGUCUCUGAACUUUGUAACCUUGACGAAGGGGAACACUUUUAAGUUAUGAUCCAAGACCAAAAGUCCUUUAAAAUGUAUCUGCAGUUUUGUAUGGAGUCUUUAACAAUGUGGGAUUUGAGGUUUUCAAAUAAUCUGGGUAAUCCUGGAUGUUUGCAUUAAGCUACUGGAGCAGCAGCUACUGAGCAGGCCAAUGUGCAAUAUUAAUUAUGGUAGAAUGUAUUAGGCUGGUGGCAAUGUAGUCGAAGUUGAUGACAACUGGCUCGAACCUGCCCUGUUCCAGUUGUUUUUAAUCCAAGUAAACAGGAGUUGUACACUCCACACAAUUUAAGCACAUGCCAUACCACACACUUCAGGAGUUCCCUGUCAGUAUGCAUUGUAGUGAAGUGGAAUGGUCAGUGGGAUAAUAACUUGCAUCUUGCCCUAAGAUUGUCUUCACUGCCAUCUGAGAAAACUGCCCCCGAAUUAAGUUUUUUUAAGAAAAAAAGAAAAUCUUAAAUCUAUAUUUUCAUUUUAUGGAACAGCAUCUUUGUGCAGCAAAAGUCUAUUGCAAGGACUUGAAUAUCUCAUGGUUAUUUCACGAUUAUAAGUAUUCUAGAAAUCUGAACUAUUGCAAAAGGUAUUUUUCUGUCUUGCACACAGAAGGAGCAAGAUCCUCAUGAAUGUUAAAAUACAAGUGGUGAAGGGGCCGGAGGGAAUUUUGACUUAAACCUGAUGUAGCAUUAGUACAAUCCUAUAGACAGUGCCUGUGGUUUAUCAUAAAUGUACUGUAGUUAGAUUGUAAACAUGUUAUCUACAGUAGGUUCCCAAUUGUCUUAAUCAGCCUUCGACACAGAAUUUCUAGGUGAAUAAAACUGCCCAUUCCUAUAAUUAAAAUACUUGUUAUUGUAACUUAAAUGUUUUAAUGUGCUUAUUUAUUCAUGUUUUGUCACAGUAGUGUGGUUUCUUUGAUGUGUUGAAAAUAAUGCACAUGCUACAAAAGUAGAUUUGCUCCAGUGUAUUUUGACAGGAGGGAUGAAUAUUAUUUUAAUUAAAAAAAGUUGAAGCAAA